This is a messenger RNA of Haliotis rubra (blacklip abalone), 4201 nucleotides long. Its product is annotated as golgin subfamily A member 5-like. Bases 107 to 2317 code for a protein of 736 amino acids. The transcript is spliced from 15 exons. Gene Ontology annotation, biological process: retrograde transport, vesicle recycling within Golgi; Golgi organization. Gene Ontology annotation, cellular component: Golgi membrane; Golgi cisterna. The record is from RefSeq and is a predicted model, not a curated record. Lineage: Eukaryota; Metazoa; Mollusca; Gastropoda; Lepetellida; Haliotidae.
UGCGUGGAGCGGAUAUCCACGUCUGAACGUUUGUUGCAAGAAGUUGUUGAUUUUCAAUGAAAUCUCAUAUCUAGUUGCUAUAGCAGGUUUCGGUUGAAAGCCGAAAAUGUCGUGGCUGUCAGCUGUAACCGGGAAAGCUGAGGACUUUCUGAACAAGCUUGAUCAGUCUGCUGCCACAACAUUUCAUCAUGCAGAUGCACCUCCAACCCAGAUCACCACACCAUCCACACAGCAGAUCACUGUUGGAGGGUCCAAGUCUUCCUCACAGAUUCUGUCCUCCUCUUCCCAGAGUGUCCCCUCACGUCUCAAGGACUUAAAGGGAAGUGUCAACCCCACUUCGGGUUUUGUCAGUUCUCCUGUCAAACAGACUCCAGUGAAAACAGCUGCUCCACCUAAACCAGCAGCUGCUAGUGUCAGCGAUACUAAGGUAAAGAAGGAUACCGAUGAGGCUUUGUUUGAGUUCCUCAACAGUAAGGACCCGGUGGAGAGUAAGAAGAAGGCUGCAACGCCAGUGAGUAGUCGUCAUCACUCUAGACAGUCCAGCACUUCAUCGAAUGUUUCCCACAAAGAUGUCCGACCUCCUGUUGUAGAGGUUACAAGUCAGGUGGAAGUUGUUUCUUCAGAGCAGACACAAGAAGGAGAAUCUCAGCGUGAAAGCCCAACUGGUUCCAAUGCAUCAGCUGACAUUGAAGCUCUGGCUGAUGCCAUGCAAGAAUCCCCAGCGAACAGUGAACACAGUAGUGCUGGGGAUAUUGAGAAGGGAGAUAACUCUAAACUAUCAUCACUUGAACUUGAGAACCGUCUGCUAAGAAAUGAGAUUGCAUCCUUGAAUCAAGAAAUGGCUUCAUUGAUUCAAAGGGCAAAGGAUUCCCAGAUAGAGUUGGUGAAGACCAAGAAGAAGUUGGAGGAUUAUCACAAUUCUGCGUCCAUGCAUGAUCAGUUGGUGCGGGAACUGCAGGCUAGGGAGUCAGACCUGUCUGAAUCACUGGCGGCAAAAGACUCCCAGCUGGCUGUGUUGCGUGUACGUCUAGAGGAGGCAGACCGCAGUGUUAAAGCAAGGGAGAAGCAGAUAGAGAACCUGCAGUCACACAGAGAAAGGAUCCUUAAGGACCACACAGAUUCUAGUGGCAUGCAUAGUCAGGCCUUGGAUUCUCUGAAGGAAAAACUCUCAGAAGUAGAGGCCAGUCUCAGACGGGAACAGGAUGCCUUCAAGCAUGCACAACAAGAAGCAGCUGGAAGGCAGAGUCGAUUGGAACAGGAACAACAGACAAUGGCAGAGGCUCUUACAGCUGCUGAGCGGAAACUUACAGAGGAAAGGGGAAAAGUCACAGGUAUUGCGAACCAGCUUAAGACUGCAAAGCUAGGUGUAGACUCUGCCAGGCAAGAACUCACCGACUACAAAGAAAAGGCUUCAAGAAUUUUACAGAGCAAAGAGAGGCUGAUAUCAAGCCUGCGGGAAGGAUCAGGAGUAACUGGUGAAGUAGCAGGGGUGUCCAGUUUGGAGCAUGACUCCUUGAAACAGGAGAAGGACAUGCUCAAGGAUGAACUGCAGCAGACCAAGAUGGUCUCAGAGAAUCUCCGUGCUGAGAUGUUGGACUUGGAGGGACAGCUCCAGCAGGACAGUGACUCUGCUGCUGAGCAGAUCAAGUCGCUGGAGGAGCAGAUCCUGGAAGAGAAGACCAGAAAGGAAGACACCGAGCAGGAGCUGCUGAAGCAGAAACAGGAACUUCAAUAUGCAAUAGAUGAAAUCAACAAACAGAAGACUUCUUUCCAAAGCCGAAUAAGCGACAGAGAAAGAGAAAUUGAGAAACUCAGAAAUCAGUUGAUGACGAAGAGUAUCAGCAGCUCAUCUGAGGGUGAGUUAGAAUCACGAGUGCGAGCUCUGACUGACAGUCUCAUACAGAAACAGACAAUGUUGGAAGCUCUCAGUACUGAGAAGAACUCUUUGGUGCUUCAACUUGAAAGGAUGGAGCAACAAUACCGUGACAUACAGGAGUGUGUUCGGUCAACCCCAGCCGUCGUCAACGCUAAUGACGAUGAGGAAGGUAAGAUAGUUCGUCAGCGGUUGCCGGGGUUUAUGAGAGAAGGACCAGCUGACCAUGAAAUGACCAAGAGGAUGAAGAGGGCAGCCAAUGUCAUUGAUAAGUUCAGUGUUCGUCUUGGCAUCUUCUUGAGGAGGUACCCUAUCGCCCGAGUGUUUGUUAUUGUAUAUAUGGUUCUGUUGCACCUGUGGGUGAUGAUUGUUCUGUUGACAUACCAGCCGGAGAUGCAUGGAGCAGACUACCAACCCAAACCCCCACACGAGGAUCCUCAUUGAAAAGCCUUCUACUUGGAGAUUGUAGCGCUUCAGUGUAGACAUUGUUAUUGUGAUACCGACUGUGGUUCAGGGGAAUACUGUACUUAAUACUGUCCACUGACACAUGCUAGGAACGUUAUGAAGAUGAUACACUUUCUGGGAAUAUUGCUUAAAUGUUGGGAAUAUUAUUACGAUGAUAAUAUACUUCUGGGAAUAUGAUUAAGAUGUUACUCUUUCUGGGAAUAUCAUUAUAAUGGUAUACUUUCUGGGAUUAUUGAAAAAAUGAUAAUGUUUCUGGGAAGAUUAUUAAAACGAUUUACAGUCUUGGAAUAUUAUUGAGUUGAAUUAGUAUCAUGAAUAAUGAAACUUCCCCCUAGAGCUAAAAGAUAUUGAUUCUCGUAUGAUACAAUUUUUGUUUAUCUUAGAGUAUAUGUUAUAAUUUCAUAAGUAUGAGAAAUCUUGAAAAUAAUGCCAAAAUAUCUGCAGGUUUCCUGUGAAUUGCCAGUGUAUGCCUAGUAAAACCCUGACUUGAAUAAGUACUGGUACUCGGGCACAGGCAGAUAUCUGCUAAUCCUUAAUCCACACAUCAUCUUGUAUUACAUGUUGGUGUCAAUGAUCCCCACAGACAUAUAAUGUCCACUGUUUGUAUGACAUUGGUAAGGGAAGUAGUCCAGUGGUUUCAAGGGGGUUCAGCUUGUAGUGUCUGUUUAUGGAAUAAUUAUGUUUGGGAGAUAUUUGCCAUUGUUGAGGGAUAAGUAUAGACAUUCUAUGUUCAUAUUGUUCAACGUAUUUAAACAUUCUGGAUAUAUAUAGUGUGCUCAUGACUGAAGAAGCUCACUUUCAUUACAUAUGAGAUACUGGAGAGGUUGCUAUUUCAGUCAUCAUGAAAUUUCAUACUGAUACAUGCAGUGGAUGAGCCAUUCUUGACACCCUGAGUGCCAUGCAUAGACCUUACAUGUGAAUAUUUAAGUUUAUAGUACUUGUUCAGGUUUUUCAAACCAAUGCAGUGAGACUUGUCGUAUGCCAAUAGCCACAGUUUAAUGUCUUUUGUGAUAGUAUUGCUUGUUGCUUGUUUGCUAUGACAUUCAGCUUGUGCUAGAUUGGAAAGACAAAGUGACACUAUUCAAAACAUGAAAAGAUUCCCCUCUUAAGCCAUGUAGUAGUAACUCAUGAAACCUUUCAAUGCGAUGUGAGUGGUAGUCUGAUAUCGAAAUGUUAUUCUAUGUCAUAAGUAUUCUAUGCUCCUAAUUGAAGCAUUGUUUUGAUAAUGAGAUUCUUUCACUGUUAUACUGUUUAAUCAUGGAUUAAUGAAACUUUAGUAUUUAUAUUGUUUAUUUCAACUGUGACCUCCCUCAAAGUGACACUUAUGUGACACACUGCUGUUCUCAGCCGUCCUGUUUGACUAUAUUUAAAGCAUACAGUCUAGGGGAUGGUCUAAGUCUAAGUUGUAUCACUGUAUGCCCCUUUCUUAUAGUGUCAUGACCAGGCAUGUACAUAUUAGACAUUAUUUUACUAAAAGCCUUUCUCCUCACCCUUUACAAGUAACAUACUGAAGUUAUCUCCCCAUGGCAGGGGUGACGCAUGCUGUAGAACAUGUGACUGACUUACAAGUAUCGAAAGGCUAUGGACUUGUACAUGAAUACUAACAUAUGGACCUGUUGCAUUUAUAACAACACAGCUGUAUGAUGUGAAUUAUCAGAUAUCAUGUGAAUAAUAAGAUAUGAAUAAUUAGGUAUCAUGUGAAUUAUAAGAUGCAUGUGUAAGUGGGAAUGUAUUGUGUCGAGAUCAAAAGAUUUAUUUUUGUUGUAUAGUAUUUGCCAUGUUAAUUGUAGUUUGAAUGUGUGUGCAAGUUAGUGAGUGUAUACUUAUUUUGGUGUGUCUGCGUUCAAGGAACUUCACGUCAAA